UCCUAAUAUAGGGCCCGCGCCGCCCGCCAGCAGAACAGCACUGGAGCCCCAGAGCUUAGCGGUGUCAAACAGUCCCCGCAGUACCCACCAGCGCCCUUCAGCUGCAGCCGCAGAACCGUUGUCUAGAGCCGCAAUUUCUCCACUAUGAGAGUCCUGCUGGCGUGCCUGCUUCACUGCGCUCUGAUCGUGAGCGACUCCGAAGGCAGACGUGAAUUUCGAGCAUCAGAUGCAUCGAACUGUGGCUGUCUGAAUGGUGGAACAUGUGUGUCCUACAAGUAUUUCUCCAACAUUCGGAGAUGCAACUGCCCAAAGAAAUUCCAAGGGGAACACUGUGAAAUAGAUACAUCAAAAACUUGCUAUGAGGGGAAUGGUCACUUAUACCGAGGAAAGGCCAACACUGACACCAAGGGCCGACCCUGCUUGGCCUGGAACUCUCCUACUGUCCUUCAGAAAGCAUAUCAUGCCCACAGACCUGAUGCCGUUCACCUGGGCCUGGGGAAGCAUAAUUACUGCAGGAACCCAGACAAUCAGAGACGGCCCUGGUGCUAUGUGCAGAUUGGCCUAAAGCAGUUUGUCCAAGAAUGCAUGGUGCCCGACUGCUCUGUUGACCAACUACAGUUCCAGUGUGGCCAGAAGGCUCUGAGGCCCCGCUUUAAGAUUAUUGGGGGAGAUGUUACCACCAUCGAGAACCAACCCUGGUUUGCAGCCAUCUACCGGAAGCACCGGGGAGGCUCUGUCACCUAUGUGUGUGGAGGAAGCCUCAUCAGUCCGUGUUGGGUAGUCAGUGCCACACACUGUUUCAUUAAUCACCAACAGAAGCAGGACUAUAUUGUCUACCUGGGUCGGUCAAGGCUUAACUCCAAUACCCCUGGGGAGAUGAAGUUUGAAGUGGAACAACUCAUCCUGCAUGAAGACUAUAAUGCUGACAGCCUGGCUCACCACAAUGAUAUUGCCUUGCUUAAGAUACGUUCCAGCAUGGGCCAGUGUGCACAGCCAUCCCGGUCCAUACAGACCAUCUGCCUGCCCCCCAAGUAUGACGAUGCCCAUUUUGGCACAAGCUGUGAGAUCACUGGCUUUGGAAAAGAGAAUCCUACUGACUAUCUCUAUUCAGAGAAUCUGAAAAUGACUGUUGUGAAGCUGGUUUCCCACAAGGAGUGUCAGCAGCCCCACUACUAUGGCUCUGAAGUCACCACCAAAAUGCUCUGUGCCGCUGACCCACAGUGGGAAACAGAUUCCUGCCAGGGAGACUCUGGGGGCCCCCUGGUCUGCUCCACCGAAGGCCGCCUGACUCUGACUGGGAUUGUGAGCUGGGGCCGUGGAUGUGCUUUGAAGAACAAGCCAGGUGUCUACACCAGGGUCUCACAGUUCUUGCCGUGGAUCCACACCCACAUUAGGGAAGAGAAUGGCCUAGCCCUUUGAGGGCCCCCAGGAAGCUGAGGGAAGAAACAAAUGGGCUGCCCACUUCCAUGCUGACCAUCAUUUCUGCAGUAGAGUCAGCUCCAUCAGCUGUAAGGAAGAGACUGGGAAGACAGGCUCUGCAGAGAUGCUUUCGCUUGUGCUGCCCAUCAGGGUGAACAACAAUAGCUUUACUCUCAGACACGGGCCUGGGUGCUGGCCACCCAGACUUUGCUGGCAAGGAAAGAGAGGUGAUCCUGACUCAGGAUACUAUUAACCAGAAAUUGUCUUUUUAUGGACUAAAUCCUCCUGGAGUUAAAAAUGGCAUCUCCUGUGCAUGUGUGGGAGGAGAGCUGGCUCCCCCUAACCGGGGUCAUUCAUAAGGCCUGCUGUUGGGAAAUGAAUAAUUUCCCAACUAGGAAGUAUAACAGCUGAGGUCUCUUGAGGGAGCUUGGCCAAUGUGGGAACAGUGGUCUGGGGAGUAGAGACACUAACGACUUGAGGAAAAGCUCUGCAUUCCAUGAAUGGAUCAGGAAGUAUUAUAUAUAUGUAUAUAUUUGUGCACUUGUGUACCAGCUCUAGGUGUAAGUGUGAGUAAGAGCUGGUGUGUUCCUGUGUCUGACUGUAAGUCUAGAUACUUCCCUAAACUUUGGACUGUGAUGCCACACAGAGUGGUUUGUCUAGAGAGGUUUUGAGUCACUCCUGAGCCUCUUGGGUCUCCAUGUGAUGAUGCUUGUGAAUGUAUUAUUCUUGGGCAAGACCCAUGACCAGCACUAGAUGUCUGUUUCACUUUCAUGUAGAGGUCUCUUUCUGGCCAGUUAUUCCUCUGACUUUUCAGUCUAGUUCAUCUAAUCCUCACUGGGUGGGGUAAGGACCACUCCUGUAUACUAAAUAUUUAAUAAUUAUAUUCAGCUAUUUUUAUUUAUAUCUAUUUUUUAUAAUUGUGAAUAAAGGUGAUCAAUAAAAAGUCA
Molecule: messenger RNA, 2366 nt
Organism: Sciurus carolinensis (gray squirrel)
Lineage: Eukaryota; Metazoa; Chordata; Mammalia; Rodentia; Sciuridae
Gene: Plau
Product: plasminogen activator, urokinase
Exons: 11
Coding region: 145-1419 (424 amino acids)
Biological process (GO): fibrinolysis; plasminogen activation; regulation of cell adhesion mediated by integrin
Molecular function (GO): serine-type endopeptidase activity
Source: RefSeq, a predicted model, not a curated record